Salvia hispanica is the source of this 2012-nucleotide messenger RNA. Its product is annotated as protein EARLY FLOWERING 5-like. Gene Ontology annotation, biological process: RNA processing. Gene Ontology annotation, cellular component: spliceosomal complex. The record is from RefSeq and is a predicted model, not a curated record. NCBI's taxonomy places the organism in Eukaryota, Viridiplantae, Streptophyta, Magnoliopsida, Lamiales, Lamiaceae.
AAUGAAUUUUUAGGCCGAAGCCGAACCCAUUCUCCUUCUUCCCCAAAUCGCAAAACCUUCUGCAAUUUGAACCAGCAACUAUCGAUCUGCAAACCCUAAUUGAAGAGACGAAGGGCAAGGAGAGAAUUCUAAUUCAGGAUUUAUUUAUAUUUUUGCUACCGAGAAAGCCGCCAAGAUGGUGAAGACGACGAAGGGAGGCAAAACCAUGAACCCUACCGAUGCAUACCGCAAAGAGCUGCGGAAGAAGGAAUUGAAGCGAAAUAAAAAGGAGAGGAAGAAGGUAAGAGAAGUUGGAAUUUUGAAGAAGGAUCCAGACACUCUGAAAGAUCAGAUUCAGAAGCUGGAAGCAAUGAAGGCAGAUGGUGCUCUGGACAAAGCUAGAAAACACAAAAAGAGACAACUCGAAGACACACUCAAUCUCGUGAUGAAAAAGAGGAAGGAAUAUGAAGAAAAGAUGAAGGAAAAAGGUGAAACACCAGUUAUGUUCAGUCAUUUGGGACCUGUUCGAAGGCAAGUUACUGCAGAAGAGGAAGAAAGAUCCAAACAUCCCAGACCUGAAGAUUCAGUUUAUUAUCACCCGACUCUGAAUCCUUCUGGAGCUCCCCCUCCUGGAAAACCUCCAAUGUUUAAAUCAUCAAUAGGGCCAAGGAUACCUUUACCAGAAAGCUCCAGUAAUGUGGCAUCAUCAUCACAAUCAGAAGCAGAGGAUGGCACCUUACCUGUUCCACCUCCUCCACCUCCUUUGCCUGGUGCAGGCUUAGAUUCUGGAGAAGGCACUAGUUUACCUGUGUCUUUGCCUUUGCCGCCGCCUCCCCCAAUGCCCCCAAAUCCAGCAGUGGGAGAUAUUACAUCAUCACUGCCUCCACCCCCUUUGCCCCCUCCACCUCCUCCACCUGGCCCACCGCCUAAGGAGUUACUUGCUGUUCGUCCUCCACUUCCUCCACCUCCACCAAUCCAGCCAUCCUCCCAACCACCUCCCCCUGGUACUGCUGGCGGUGAGAAUGCAAAUUCAGAAGAAUCAGCUGCCAGGCACCCAGUUCUGAUGCCUACUAGCCUUCCUCUGCAGCCUCCACCAAUUGGAAUGCCUGUGAAGUUGGGUGAUACCCAGCCUGAAGGCUCAUCUUCUGAGUCAGAGGCAAAAGCUCGAAUAGAUCCUAACGAUCUUCUGAAAAUGGCUCCUCCCCCACCACCAUUAAGGCAACAGCCUCAGAUGCCUGGAGCUGCCAUAGGGUCAAGUUUACAGCCUGAUAUGCUUCCUCCAGGAAUGACACGCUUUCCACCGCCACCACCAGCUGAUAUGCACCCCCCAUUUUCUGCUCCUGGAGUACCUGGGCAUCCUGGUCACCCUGGACUCAUGGCUCCACUAUUGCCAAGACCACCUUUCGGACCUCCCCUAGCACAUCCAGCAAUGAUGAGACCACCGCUUCCACCUGGCCCACCUCCUAUUUCACAAGAAGGCUUUAUUGCUUUACACACUGUUCCUCAGAAGCCAUCAUACAUCAAAUCAGCUGCAUCCACUGUCGUAAAGAGGCCCCUGGCUCAGCAUACUCCUGAGCUUACAGCUAUGGUUCCGGCAUCAGUACGAGUCAGGAGAGAGUCUGCACUUCCUAAAGCGAAGCCAAAGACAACUACCCCUACAACUUCCAACCGGCCAAUUGUGGCUCCACCAGUUGCAAAGCAACAAUCCACUGGCUCGUCAUCUGCAGCAAAACCACAAAGUAUCGAUGACUCAUACAUGGCAUUCCUGGAGGACAUGAAAGCACUCGGUGCUCUCGAUAGUUGAACCAGAUACGUUAAGAAUGCUUGUACGGUAGGAUUAUGCGACAAGAGGAAGCUGUGCGAUUCAAGGCUCUUCGUGUGGCAAUGAGCUUCAACUUGACCAAUUUAACUGUGUUCUCACAUCCAAUUGUGCUUAAUUUUUUGCACCUUGUGAUAGCCGUUCAAUUGCUACUGUUAUCAUCAAAAUGUGUACCCACAAUGUUCACUUUGAAAGAGGGUUUGCAAUUUAGAAA